AUGAGAAUCCUUCCUAUCCUCCUGGGGCUCACGCAAUCCCAGAAAACUCAAGAUCACCAUGCAUACCAGCAAAACUCAAGUGCCAUGGUCUCCCCAGCAAAUAUCACGCGUGUUACUUCAGUUAUAGCCCAGGAGUCGCGUCCUCACAUCGUACAACCAUCAAACACUCAACACACGCAACUCCCCCCUCGACAACUCCCACCUCCUUCUCAGGUACAACCACAUCAUUCUCAGGCAACAGGAACUCGCUCAGAAGUCCAAGCGCGCAAAAAGUCUCAAAAACGCAACAGCGGCCGCGGUCCAAUCACCACAACUAGCUCGACCACAAACACUUCAAUACCAACACAGACACCCACCACCACUACACAAGCCAUUGUUAGUCUCUUUCUCCCCAACUCACUCAGAGGAGAGAAAGAUCGCUCGCAACUAACACCAUCGAAUCUUCCAACCUCGGAAGAGAUGAUGAACAAGUCCUCUGUUGAGCUACGCAUCCUUGCAUCUAAGCAUGCUAAGGGGUCUACUGUACCUCCAGACAAGCAAAAACUCAUCAUGUGUUUGUACAAAGAGUUAGAUAAGUACGCCAACUAUGGAGCAUAUAGAGAUGCCUCAGGUGUAGCAAGUGGAGAGGCCUCAAAGUUUGCUUCGGUCAAAUGGAAUGAGAUGUCUAAAGAAGAGCAAGAUUCUUACAAAGUAGGGAAUCAAACUACAAACAGUGCGACUAGUUCCAACACCAUCGAUUCUGCAUCCGAUGCCAACACAAAUACAUCCUCAACAACAAAGGAACCUGUUUACCACAAUGCACAAGCCAAAAAUCUCUCUUUGGCAAACACACAAAUAGCUGUCAACAACUUCAUGAUCAAGUGGCAAGAAGAGGCCAGAGAUGUAGCUGCAACAUAUGAGGGAGAUUUUCUCAUCAUUGGUGUAUCAAAUUACUUGGGCAAUUAUGCCUAUCAAAUUGCUCGAGGGACACCGCGCGCUUUAAAGUGGCUGGAUAACAACAAAAGUUGCAACCAAAUGAACCACAUCGCCGCACAAUUACAAUCAUAUGUUACUGGAACUGAGGCUGGCCUGCUCAUGUCAAGUAAAGCUAAAGUUGAUGACAGGACUAAAUGUCGAGAAGCCCUGUCUGAUUUGAUACAUACACGGACAAAAAGAGCGUUUGAGAAGUGGCCUUGGAAAGGUUGUGAACAGAAACUAGCCGUUAAAGGCUACUUUAUACAAUUUGACCCGGAUUCAAAAUCACAAGCAAGCGAUAUCACACAAGAUAAUAACAAGAUCCUAAUUCUGGAAACCGAAGCUGGUCCCAUCCGAAACGCCAAACGGAAACGCAACCACAACAGUGACCCUGAUGAUACGCCUACAGCUACAUCCCCGACUGUCGAUACAACCUCCCCUUCCACCGAUAAUCCAGCAGAUCAUCCACCUCCCACUUCGAACACCGCCUCCACAGCCAUUAUUGCUGAUGAGACACCUAUCACCAAUAACUCUACGACUGGUAACACACCCAUUGCUGACGACCCACCCAUUCCCAUUAGCACAACAGCUGCUACCAUCAAUGUCACACUUAUCGCCGGCAACACCACCUGA
Molecule: messenger RNA, 1587 nt
Organism: Melampsora larici-populina 98AG31
Lineage: Eukaryota; Fungi; Basidiomycota; Pucciniomycetes; Pucciniales; Melampsoraceae
Exons: 9
Coding region: 1-1587 (528 amino acids)
Source: RefSeq, a predicted model, not a curated record